AUGUUCCGUCUUUGCUCUGCUUUUUCACGUUCUUCCAUGCUCGUAGCGAGGGAAAUACCUCGAUUUGGGAGUUGUGCCGCACUUCGACUCUUCUCUACUGAAGCGAAGGUGAGUGACAAGAUUACAAUGACAGAGGAAUGUGCAAAGCACAUUAUCAAAUUAGCAAAAAAGAAAAAUCUGCCCUUGGAUGGAAUUCGACUUCGCAUUGCUGUUCAAUCAGGAGGUUGUUCCGGUCUUCAAUACAAAUUCACCAUGGACUAUGACAAGGUUUACGACUAUGACACAGAGUUUGUAGAUCCUUCCGGAGCACGCAUUGUAGUUGAUACAGUAUCACUGCCUUAUGUAAAAGGAUCAGAAGUGGAUUGGGAAGAUUCGCUUGUACGCACUGGCUUUGUUGUGUCGAAAAACCCGAAUGCCGCAGAGUCGUGCAGCUGUGGAACAUCUUUUACGGCAGCAAAUGCGAAUCCUUAUGAGUGCAUUGUUUGUUUCAUGGAAACGUUUCAAAAAGUUGUGUUUCUCCCUUUCUCAAGAACGUUCCACACCAGAGGUGAAGAGAAGAAUUACUUAAUUCUCAUCUCCAAGUGGAGCUCACGAGCCCAGUUAUACUGUCUGGAAGUUAAGAGAACAUAA
Blastocystis hominis is the source of this 630-nucleotide messenger RNA. RefSeq lists its product as hypothetical. Gene Ontology annotation, cellular component: mitochondrion. Gene Ontology annotation, molecular function: 4 iron, 4 sulfur cluster binding; iron ion binding; 2 iron, 2 sulfur cluster binding. Bases 1 to 630 code for a protein of 209 amino acids. NCBI's taxonomy places the organism in Eukaryota, Bigyra, Opalinata, Blastocystidae. Gene Ontology annotation, biological process: iron-sulfur cluster assembly. The record is from RefSeq and is a predicted model, not a curated record. The transcript is spliced from 4 exons.